GCGGAAUUACUUUCAUUUCAGAAGAGCUUCUUGUACUUGGUCGCUGCGAUGUCCGGGCGCGGGAAGCAGGGCGGGAAGGCGCGCGCCAAGGCCAAGUCGCGCUCGUCGCGGGCCGGGCUGCAGUUCCCCGUGGGCCGCGUGCACCGGCUGCUGCGCAAGGGCAACUACGCGGAGCGGGUGGGCGCCGGCGCCCCGGUGUACCUGGCGGCCGUGCUGGAGUACCUGACGGCCGAGAUCCUGGAGCUGGCGGGCAACGCGGCCCGCGACAACAAGAAGACGCGCAUCAUCCCGCGCCACCUCCAGCUGGCCAUCCGCAACGACGAGGAGCUCAACAAGCUGCUGGGCAAGGUGACCAUCGCGCAGGGCGGGGUGCUGCCCAACAUCCAGGCCGUGCUGCUGCCCAAGAAGACCGACAGCCACAAGGCUAAAGCCAAGUGAACGCCGAACAAACAACGCCCGGGAACUUUUUCCCAGAGAGACCCAAAGGCUCUUUUCAGAGCCACCAACAAAUUCAGAAAAAGAGUUUGAAAGAUUCAUUAAAUAAAGGCUUUACAAAGCCGCGGCAUU
Molecule: messenger RNA, 567 nt
Organism: Phalacrocorax carbo (great cormorant)
Lineage: Eukaryota; Metazoa; Chordata; Aves; Suliformes; Phalacrocoracidae
Source: RefSeq, a predicted model, not a curated record